CGCGCUUACGCAAUAUAGAGCAUCCAAAGCAUCCCAAUAAUCUUGUCUUACCUGCCGGACAUAGCCUGUUAAUUGCCAAGACAGUGUAUGGCGACACUUGCGUUCACGUAUUGGUGCUUUAAAACGUACAGUACUGUAUUACGAGGACCUCGAGGGGUCAUCAGUCAAGUUAUACGCGUACCAACAGGCUCAGCGCUAUCAUUCCGGGCACGUUCUCUUCAAAGAAUGUCUUCGUUACCAAGGGCUAAGACGAAUCUCGUCAAGGCGACGCUUCUAUCAGCAGAGAACAGCGGUCGAGCAUCGCCCAAGCCUGCGUCGAGACCGCCUUCUCGUAACUCCAUAGGCCAGGAAGAAAUAACUAAACGGGUUACAAACAUGGCAAGAAAAGAUAUAAUCAUGCCAAAACGUAGGGGUUCCCUGCCGCUUGCCUUUGUACCCGUAGCUUCACCCAGACCCUCACCCACUGUUUCCCCCAGAGCCUCUCCGCGACCCUCACCAAGCGUAUCGCCGGUAGGCUCACGCAAGACAGCUCUCAGACGCUUGCUAUCAUCGACCAUGGAUACGAAGAAAAAUGAAUCGAGUAGGUCGAGCUCAUCGCUGAGCAACG
Sphaeroforma arctica JP610 is the source of this 607-nucleotide messenger RNA. RefSeq lists its product as hypothetical. NCBI's taxonomy places the organism in Eukaryota, Ichthyosporea, Ichthyophonida. The transcript is spliced from 2 exons. The record is from RefSeq and is a predicted model, not a curated record. The annotation marks the transcript as partial.